AUGAAGGAAACUGUUGAUGGCGGUGUUUUUGUCAACUGCGCUUUUUAUGACGACGAUCCCAAAACCUCUUUCCCACGGAUUUCCAAGCCCAUAGAACACAUACAAGACUCAUACGACUACGUUGUUAUCAGUUCUGGUUAUGGAGGAUCUAUAGCUGCGUCACGCAUGGCCCGAGCAGGCAAGUCUGUUUGCCUGUUAGAGAGAGGAGAAGAGCGAUGGCCAGGAGAAUAUCCUACAGCGACGAUCGAAACUGUGAAACAAUAUCGCGUUACUGGACAUUUUAUCCCAAACUCAUUGGGUGGCAUUGGAGUUAACAUGGGUAACCCUACUGGCAUGUUUCACCUCAUUCUCGGCCACGACCAGAACGUUAUUUCUGCCAAUGGAUUGGGAGGCACAAGUCUAGUCAAUUCGAAUGUAUUCCUCGAAACAGAACAAGAUAUCCUCAAGAUGGGCUAUUGGCCACCCGAAAUUCGAGAUGACCCGGCAGGCCUAAAUAAAUAUUAUCAAAAGGUUAGAGAUGUGCUUGAGCCAGAGCCGUAUCCCGAAACAUGGCCACGGCUCAAGAAGAUGGAUGUAUUCAACGAGCAAGCCAAGACUCUUGGAUUGCAAGACAAAUUCCGCAGAGUCCCUCUGACAACCCGCUUCAGAGACGGUCCCAACAGUUGUGGCGUUAACAUGUCGGCGUCAACACUUGCUGGACAAGAAACUACUGGUGCUAACGAUGGCUCAAAAACGUCGACAUUGGUAACAUACCUUGCUGAUGCCUGGAACUGGGGUGCUGAAAUGUUCUGCAAAUGCGACGUACGGUACAUUGAAAAGGUUCAGGAUAUCCGUGGCGGCUACUUGAUUUAUUUUGCAUGCCACGGCAAAGGUCGUAGUCGUUUAACAGUAGGCGAUGUUUAUGGCGACUUGAUGUGGGUGCAUGCAAAGGAAGCUGUCUUCCUUGGUGCUGGGUCCAUUGGCACAACGGAAAUCCUACUUCGAAGCAAACAAAUGGGCUUGAGCAUAAGCGACUGGGUUGGGCGUGGUAUGACUGGUAAUGGCGAUAUUUUGGCUUUUGGACACAACUGUGAUGUGGAAGUAAACGCUCUUGGAAACCCGAACCAAGAUCCAUCAAAUCCCGUCGGUCCAAUAAUUACCAGCGCCAUUGACAAUAGAAAUGGCCAUGAGAACCCACUCAACGGCUACGUGAUCCAAGAUGGCACAAUGCCACAGGCAUUUUCAGGGAUAUUGCCCUGUAUACUGGACAUGAUGCCUGGAAGCCGUGCCUACGAAAUGUCGCUUCUUGGGCGAACUCAGGCAGUCAUGGGCCAUUGGAAGAAGAGACUCUUCGGAUCGAAUUUGAAAAAUGGCCCUCUGGGGAACACUCAAGUCUUUUUAAUCAUGUCGCAUGAUGGGAACCAAGCAACUCUGCGUCUAAAAGAUGACAAGGCAUUAUUGGAAUUCCAAGGGAAGUUCAGUGCUCUCUUGGAAAUGGCCACAGCUUCUGUUGGAGGCACCCUGGCGAUGACCCCGUUCUACAACUUUAUGAGUGAGCAAAUGAUCACGGCGCAUCCUCUUGGAGGAGCCCCAAUGUCUCGCGAUAACACUGGAGCAAAUGGCGCGACAAAUCACUUGGUUCAAGUUUUCGUCGGCAACAACACCGCAGAGACACACCCAGGCCUCAUCGUGACAGAUGGGGCCCUGAUUCCUGGCUCUAUUGGGGUGAACCCGCUUGCUACAAUUGCUGCUCUCGCCGAACGCAUUGAAAAGAACGGCGUUUUGGAUCUCUUUGGGGAGCCGGCGCAUCAACCAAAAGAUAGUCGCCUUUUGACGACUUUCAACGGCAAAGGGUCCAAGGGGACACCAAGCAGAGCUGAAAUGUCCAGAUUGAAAAGCGUCGAAUUCACAGAACUCAUGUCUGGAUUCAUCCACAGAACGCAGCUAGAUAUGGUAGUCGAUAAGAAGGCAGUUUAUGAAUCAGCCUUUCGAGCAGCAAAGGGCAGAGGCGAGAUUGGCAGAUUGUUGGUCAGCGUGAGCGUCUUCAAAGACCAUGAAUUGGAGAACGAAUCUCAGCCCAGCGGUAUGUUUACAGGCACGUUUGUAUGCCCGACCAUCGAAGGUUCGCCAUUCACGAUAGCCCAAGGUGAUUUGGGGCUAUUCAAGAAAUAUCAGGAAGUGACAGGAACCAGCAGGUUGACAUAUGAAGGCGGCACGGUUGGUACUAACGGUAGACGGCUUCAUUUCUGUGGCUACAAGGUGGUUGAUGCCUCUGUUUCUUUAAGCCCUCUUCAGAUGUGGCGCUCCACGACGACGCUCUACGUUUCGAUAACAGAAAGAGCCACCCACAAAACAAUGACAAUCGCAAAUUAUAAUGAAGGCAUCUUGGAGGAAAAUAUCUUCGUCCUUACCAAGAUGUUCCCGUUUCAGUCAGUGAGAAACUGGUUGCGAGUGGCAUCUUGCGUCUGCGCCCAAAGGACUUUGUCUCCGAGAUGGAUGACGCUCUCUCCUUCGGGCAGAGAUGUCUUGAGAAAAGCGAAAAAUAUGACGAGAUUCUUGACCUUCUGCGCAUCCAAAUCCGUAUCGCAUCUGUUGACGCCACUUGCCCCCCUUGAGUAUGCGGAUGAGAGAGCUGUAUUGUACGUGAACCAUACGCCUCCGACUCAGACAUUUACAGUCAUCUCUGAAGAUGGCAUCGAAACGCAGUUGCACAUGUGGGAGCCAAAUCCAAACGCAGUUGCCACUGACUCAAACGGAGCGCCUGUAAAGAUUGAGAAUCUCUUCAUGAUUCCAGGCUCAUCUGUUGACCAUCAAAUCUUUGCAUUGCCGACGAUUCCGUUCAAUGCGGUUAAUUACUUUACGCGAGCCGGUUACCGUGUUUGGGUGACGGUCUAUCGUAUAUGUCAGCUGAAAUCAACGCAUAGACAGCCCUGGACAACACGCAUGCAUGGAACUGGCAAAAUCUAUACAAUUGCUCACUGCAUGGGAUCCGUCGCUUUCUCGUGUGGCCUGCUUGACGGUACCAUCCCAUCUGAGUGGGUUUCAGGAAUCACCUGCAGCCAAGUAUUUAUGAACCCAAUAUGGAGCACUCUCAACAUGAUCAAGUCCACGUCACCACUGGCGUUGGACAAGGUAUACAAAUUCAUUUUUGGAGAUUGGUUCGAAAUCGGAUCAUCUACUCAAGAUCCUUGGUCUCAGCAACUGUUGAAUCAGCUGCUGCGACCCCACCCAGAAAGAAGAGAAGAAAUGUGCAACAAUGCCGCCUGCCAUCGCACGACCUUUGUACAUAGCAAUCUCAAUGAGGCGACCCAUCGAAACGUUGAUCGUUUCUUGGGCGGCUGCAGCAUGCACCUAAUAAAUCUGCUGAAACGAAUGGGUAGCUGUGGCGAAGUCAGCACGAAUGUGCCCGAGUAUACAGAGCUCACGGCACCAGAAAUCGUCGAGCGCCUACGUGGCCUUCCAUUCCUUUUCUUUGUCGGUGGAGAUAGUGCUGUUCUCUCCCCAAGGGCUACAGAGACGACGUAUGAGCGCCUGAUUGAUACGUUUGGCAUGUGUGCUGGCCUUCCUGGAGGAAGCAUCCAAUAUCGCCGAAGAGUGGUCCCUGGCUAUGGGCAUUUGGACUGCUGGAUGGGGCGCAAUGCUUGGAGAGACGUGUAUCCAUUUGUACGCGAGGAGAUUGAUCGAGUUGUCCGAGGUGAGUCGUAUAAGUUCCGAGAACCGUAUGAUAGGUUCAGACAAUUUGGAGGGGAAGCGUAAAUUGCAUACAUCUGCGGCGUGCGAUAAUCUAAUUUUUUUUCUUCUCUUUUCGCUGCCUCUUCUUGGAAUUGAUAUAAAUUAUGAGCCUAUGGAGAAUGAGUUAUGAUAUGGGGAAUCGUUUAUGCUGGGGGUACUUGGACGCGCAUUUGGAUAGUUAUAAAGCGUUAAUAUUUUUCUCUUCUG
Trichoderma asperellum CBS 433.97 is the source of this 3918-nucleotide messenger RNA. RefSeq lists its product as uncharacterized. Gene Ontology annotation, molecular function: oxidoreductase activity, acting on CH-OH group of donors; flavin adenine dinucleotide binding. Lineage: Eukaryota; Fungi; Ascomycota; Sordariomycetes; Hypocreales; Hypocreaceae. The record is from RefSeq and is a predicted model, not a curated record.